GACAUUGCCUCUGGACACAGCCGUUCAGUGCGAGUUCUCGUUCCGGAUGCGUCGGGGCGGGCACAAGCGAGCCCGAUGGUGGCGCAGCCAUCCACGGAGAGCGAGGCGUCAACGUCGGUGGUCCAUGGGACGCACAAGAAGUUCUAUACCGUGCCCGAGCCGCAGGAUGAGCAGGCAGAGGAGGGGAACAAGACACGCGCAGCGAAGCAGGUGUUGCUCGUGUUGCUGCCGCCGGACUUGCAGAUCUUGGUGCUGUUCGGGAAGCAUGGGCGCGCAUCGUUCGAGAGCACAAUCACAUCUGCAAAUGUUGGGCCCUCGCACCUUGUUCCGUUGACCAUCCCCGCACUUCCAUCGACAGCAAUCUUGAAGUUCACCUCCCGGAUACCCGCACCCACUCACGUUGAACAGGCCCGCAUUGGUAUUGUAAUGCCCUAA
Molecule: messenger RNA, 435 nt
Organism: Postia placenta MAD-698-R-SB12
Lineage: Eukaryota; Fungi; Basidiomycota; Agaricomycetes; Polyporales; Adustoporiaceae
Exons: 2
Source: RefSeq, a predicted model, not a curated record